AGCUCUUUCCGCCACCACGGGGCCACCACCAACACAGCUGCAGUUGGGAAAGGAAAGCCGUAACAUCCUUUCUGCGUUCCGCCAGCCAUAGAGUCGUGGAUGGUGAGAGCGAGAGAGUUGAUUCACUGUGCUUCUGUGCGACCAAGCCAGCAGCCGUAUUUACCGUAUCGCACUUGGAAGGACCUCGGCUCGAGAGCUGCCAGAGAGCGUUCGCCUGUUAUUGGGUGGAAGGGCUGCUGCUCGGCUGAAUUUUCAGUUUUUUCCUUCCUCCAAAUCAAACCACAUAUUAAUAUAGGCAACAUAGAGUAAAACGAAUUCGCCAACAUUGAUAUUGCAAUUUAUCCGGGAAAGAAACACGGAUCGCUCAAAACCAAUCGCAUUGUGUAGUGUGUAGUGCCUGCCAGGUGUAGCAAACGACGAGUAUACAAGCGUUUUCCACGGGUUUUUCGUUCGGUCUAUGAUUUCGCCCUAGUUUUCCAUCACCACCACCACCGGAUGUGUUUUGUGAUGCUUGUGCAGAAUGUGGAUCCACCGAAACGCAAGGGUAGGGCGGCGAUGGUUUGCCAUUAGUGUGCAGCAGGUGGGAUUGUGUUCCAAUUUCGGGGUUUACGGAAGCAACAGGACCUUUAAAAGCGGGGUCGAGUCGAAACAAAGACUACUUGCGAAAUGCUGGAGUGGACUUUUUGGGGGAAAAUAGUGUGGUGGAUCGGAGGAAUGUCAAUCAGCUAGAUAGCUUUGUGCCGGAUUAUGCUCCCGAACAAAUCGCUGUUGGGAGAGAAGCAAAUUUAUCACGACGACGCUUUCUAUUUAAGUGAUUACGAUAAGCAUAGAAAUGUACAAUUCUUAGCUAGUCUUCAUUUUGUGAGAGAAUACUCGAUAUUUAGCUAAACCUUAUGCAAGUUCAAUGAAAUUUUACGAAAGUUCGUGUUCACAAAUUUAGUGUUUGUAAGAAAAAUAAAUCUUUGCUGCAAGUACCAAUGCAAAAAGAGGAUGAUGUGAAGAGAGAGUUCAAAGGAAUUCUGCACGCUCAAAAAGGGUUCUAAGUAGCACCAAUGCUGAAGACCCGAAGAGUAGCGGAAGAAGUGAUAAAGAUUACAUCGUUAAUGGCCUAACAUUCAACAAGCUGCAGUGAACCAAAAGAAUCAAAGUGAUACCUAGCUGACGACAAACAUAAUUUCACGCUUUACCAUACAUAAAACAUUAUAUUCUCCGCCAGAGGCAAAGAUAGAAGAAUAAUCAUCUAAAAACCGUGAAACGAGAGCGAGAGAAGCAUUUUACACGCCGUAAACGAGAGUACACACUGCCCCACAAUUUGGAGCCACCCGGGCGCGGAAAGGGGUCCGAGCGAAUGUGUUUGUGCCAUCCGUACAGCGGGCAUAGCCAAAAACGUAAACAUAAUUAGGAAACCGUGACCAACCCGUCGGCCAACCUUCCAAAUUGCAACAUUUCCCUCGAGACACAAACCCCCAUACGGCGCACCCCGCUUCUCUUACAGCGAGCUCUAGAGGCCCCACGCGCCUCAACCCCCCCACUUCUAGGAAAAAAAGGAGUGUACUUGGAAUGGCAGAAGCACCGGGCAGUCCAAGGACCGGCGAUGAAUCGUCCGAAAGUGAAAAUGAACCCGAACCGGCCAAAAUUUUCCACCGGAAGCUGUCAACCAAGCGGGACGUCAAAUCGGCGGCUGCCACCAAGGAGGGCUACCUCAUGAAACAAACAUGGUCGUUCCAGCGCUGGCGGAGGCGGUACUUUCGGCUGAAGGGCCACAAGUUGUACUACGCCAAGGAUAGCAAGAGCGAACUAUUCGAUGAAAUCGAUCUCUCCAAUCUGUGUUUUGCCGAGUGCAGUACGAAGAAUGCCAACCAUAGCUUUCAGCUAAUCACCCCAACCCGAUCUCUGGUACUGUGUGCCGAAAACCGCCGCGAAAUGGAAGACUGGUUACAUGCGCUAAAAGCGGCCUCCUCGAGGGAGUUCUUCGAACCAGGACCACCGGACCAGCAUGACUUCCUCUCCGGACACCACAAUUGGUACGCAACCUCCCAUGCUCGGCCAACGUACUGCAAUGUUUGUCGUGAGGCUCUGUCCGGGGUCACUUCGCACGGGCUGUCCUGUGAGGUAUGCAAGUGCAAGGUCCAUAAAAGGUGCGCCGCCAAGGCGAUUUCGAACUGCAAGUGGACCACACUGGCUUCGGUUGGAAAGGAUAUUAUCGAGGACAUGGACGGGAACAUCGUCAUGCCACACCAGUGGAUGGAAGGUAACCUGCCGGUGUCAGCAAAAUGCAUCGUCUGUGACAAAACAUGCGGUUCGGUGAUGCGAUUGCAGGACUGGCGCUGCCUCUGGUGUCGCUCCACGGUGCACACUGCCUGCCGACCGCAGGCUCAGGUGGCCUGUCCCUUGGGUCCAGCUCGGGUCUCGGUAGUUCCGCCGAUUUCCCUUCACUCCAUAGGGAUCGAUGACGCGUGGGAUGUGUGCAAACCGCACGGGAGCUUCUCGCCGCUGUUGGUGUUUGUGAAUUCCAAAUCCGGUGACAAUCAGGGUGUCAAGUUUCUGCGACGAUUCAAGCAGCUUCUGAACCCAGCCCAAGUAUUCGAUCUCAUAUCAUCCGGCCCGGGGCUGGGCCUUCGGCUGUUUCGCCACUUCGAUCCGUUUCGGAUACUGAUCUGCUCCGGGGAUGGAUCUGUAGGAUGGGUGCUCAGCGAAAUCGAUCAAUUAAACAUGACGAAACAAUGCCAAAUAGCCGUGCUUCCCCUGGGGACCGGGAACGACCUGGCCCGGGUGCUGGGCUGGGGCAGCUCCUGCGAUGACGACGCACAUCUACCGCAGCUGCUCGAGCGCUACGAAAAGUCCAGCACCAAGAUGCUGGAUAGGUGGAGCGUGAUGGUGUUCGAGCGGGACAUUGGCAUUGCACCACCGGUGCCAACGCGGACGCCCAAAAUGUCCAUCUCGCACCACCCGGACCCGGUGCUGUUCCAGUACGAGGACGAAGUCCUCAGCCACCUACAGUCAAUUGUCACCAACGACGACACGCAAACCAUGCUUCAAUCGACGCGGGAUCUGGUCAAAACGGUCAACGACUUUAUCACUAGGGUAAUAGAAAACAGCUCCGACGAAGAGCAAUUAAGCAUCAAAUGUGAUAUUUUAAGACAAAAAUUAGGUAUGUUAUUAGAUACUCUGAAGGAAGAAGAAGCUGGUCUUCAUGGUGACGACGAAUUAAUCCGAACACUUAAAGAAAUUGCUCAAAAAAGUGCCUCUGAAAGACCAAUAGAAUCAAGCGAUAUCAAUCUACAUAGAACGAUAGAAAAGCAGGAAAAAGACAAACUGAAUUCCAGAGAACGCACAAGUAGACUAGAUAGCCGUUCGGACAAGGAAGCCGUUCUGUGUCGGGCCAACAGUCUCAAGCGAGCCAUACACGACGUGAUGAAGUACAGCGAAACUAGUUUGCUGUACGUUCCUCCGAAGCGACUAUCCAUUCCCAUGAACAUUAGGGAUACAUCUCCGGGAAGCUCUCCCAUUCCGGUGUCGGCACCUCUGUCAUCGAUUUCGCCAUCGGUGUCCACCUCGCGACUCACAUGCAUAUCACCCCUGCCGGAUCUGCGGCGCGACUCCAUGGACGAGCACUUCUUGAGCAAUCUCAACCUUCCGGUACCGAAGCAGUUUGCCGAUGGGGGAAGUCGCCGAAGCUCCGGCAUACCGGAAAACUACAAAAUCUCCAGCAUCGAAGAGCUGGAGGAAACCAGCACCCACACCGAGAAGAAUGACGCUCGCACCAUGGCACCAACCGGCCUCGCCAACAUCGAAGAAAACGUAGACAAUCAUUGUAGGGACGACAGGGACGACACGUUGAACCAGAAAUCGACCACAACGACCACCUCGGACUCGCAAUCAACGACGGCGCCGUACGACUUUUCGUUCGAAUCCGACACAAAGACUGUAAAGUUCGAGCUAGAUGCGAAUAGCGCAUUCGAACGCCUAGGGUUUAAACCGUUCAAGAAAGCCAUCGAACAGCACCACCAACAGGUCGUGCAGCAGAAAAGCGACCCCGCAGAGUACGUGCACUUCCAACCGAUUGAGGUGUACGAGCGGAACUUGUACCGUAAUCAGCAGCAACAGGCACAACUGCAACAGCAACUGCAGCAGCAGCAACAACAGUUACAACCCGGAUUCGGUAAUGGUAGGAUGCUGGAACCGAAAAGUUCCAACAUGUUACAGGUGCCGAGCAUCUGUCUACCGACGCUGGAGAAACCACCAGAAAACAUGUACUUCGGUGAUAACAUAACCAUCAUCGAUACGGAUCUACCGGAACGUUCCUCGUCCGACGAAGCACCGGGAGAGGCUAGCGAUGUUCUGUCGGCAAUCAGCAACGAAGAAUGCAGCGUAACGUCGGAGAUCUUGGAUCGGCCAUCGGAGGGCAACUCACAAGUGGCGAUCGGUGAUUUGAUUCAGGAUCUGGACACUGACCGCUUCAGUCACAUCGACUCGGAAACGAGCGACACCACCGAAGCCCUACACGGCGAAAGCCUCAUGGAUGACAUCAGCUCCGUACUGGGCCAGGAACUCUUGGGAGCCCUGAUGGACAACACAAUCACCGAAGAUACAACGACUCUCUGUACUCUGGAUCACACAAAGCGGCGCAGCUUUAAGAACAAACAGCAGCAGCAGCAGCAGCAACAACAACGAAAAGGAAGCAUCGAACCGGAGCAGUGUGGCUUUGAGAACCGAGUGUUCGACAUCGAUAACCGGUGCGACGAUCAGAAGGUACGGGAACCCCGCUACUGUAGUCUGGCCAAGUUCGUCGAGGGGAACGACAUCGCAAGGAAAAGCUUUAAGCGACCGGCUGGCAGAGGGUUACCUUCGCGAAGCUUAGCAAGUCAGGCAUACAAAGUGCAAGAUAAUGAGUAUGAGAAUACAAGGAGCUUGUCGGCGAACUUGCUGCAGCCGCAUGGGUCUCCAUCGGAUGUGUCCGGCUCCGAUACUGAUACGGUACAGUACAGAAUACUCAGUUCGGCGUGUACCAAUGUAGACGACGACAGUCUCACUGAUUACGAUGAGAAAGACGAUCGCUCGGAUGAUGACCAGGAAACUGAGGGUGCCGCCGGAGGCCAAUCGGACGAUGACGAUAUAAACCAAGAUGAAACCAACGACGAUGAGCAAUCAAUGAAUCCAACUAUUCCGACAAUCAACGUAGUCGUCGAACCACCAUCGCCGGCGAUGAGUGACGAACUGCGAUCGCUACGGGUGCCGGAGACACGACGGCACUCGAGCCACACUCCCAAUACGUUGGCACCGCGUGAGAUCGACAUCAACCGACGACACUCGGGCAACAAUCCGAAUUUACUAGGUCUAGACUCGGAGCACAUUCGCUUCCUGAACUGCUCGCCAGCGGCCACGCGGCGUAUCAGCAGUGGAAGUUUGCUUUUCAAACCGGAAGCGCUUGGCAGUUCGAAAAGCAAUAUUUUUAGCUCUAACUUGGGGUUGUUCAACUUCGAUCGUGACUCGGAGAGCAAAGAGGACGACAAGAAGAAAAAGGAUGAAAAAGAGGAAAAGGUGAAGAAGUUGCCGAUCAUCAAUCCACUGGUGAGGUUACCGUCUUGGCCCAAUGUUACCAGUGGUACUGGGUUUAUAUCGAAGUGUCUACUGGCGAACGCGGAUACCUUGUGUGCCGCUGUAAGUCCUCUGAUGGAUCCUGAUGAAACCCUCAUGGAAGGCUACUCGGAGAAGGCAGUUAUGAACAACUACUUUGGGAUCGGAAUCGACGCGAAGAUUUCCUUGGACUUCCACAACAAGCGGGAAGAACAUCCGGAGAAGUGUCGAUCCCGGGCGAAGAACUACAUGUGGUAUGGGGUGUUGGGAUCGAAACAGUGGCUGCAGAAGACGUACAAAAAUCUCGAGCAGAAGGUUCAACUCGAGUGCGACGGCCAGCGUAUUCCACUGCCAUCGCUACAAGGUAUUGUAAUAUUGAACAUUCCGAGCUUCAUGGGUGGUACAAACUUUUGGGGAUCAAAGAAAGAGGAUGACUGUUUCUUGGUACAGAGCUUCGAUGACCGUAUCCUGGAGGUGGUUGCCGUGUUCGGAUCGGUCCAAAUGGCGGCAUCUCGGCUGAUCAAUCUGCAGCACCACCGGAUCGCCCAGUGUCAAAGUGUGCAGAUCAACAUCUUAGGCGAGGAAUGUGUUCCCAUACAAGUCGAUGGAGAGGCGUGGUUGCAACCACCAGGAAUGAUUCGAAUCAUCCACAAAAAUCGCGUUCAGAUGUUAUGUCGCAACCGUAGCUUGGAGGUUUCAUUGAAGAGCUGGCAGGAGAAACAACGACAGCACAGCAUAUCGAUAGCCCGAGAGCAGCCGUCAACUACAUCCUCGGAGCACCUUGUAGCCACAUCGGAAGACAUGUUCACCGAAAGGGAAACGUAUCUGUUGCUCAAUUUCAUCGAGUGUGUCAGCACUCUGGUUAAGUGGGUCAAGUUCCUGAUCAUCUCGCAUCCUUCGCUCCAGCCGGACCUGUACAUGGUGGCUUCGAAAACGGCCGACUCGUUGGAGUCCAUUCAUCCCGGGGGUAAGAUUAUCGAGGGUCCGAAUUUGAGACGGCAGCUAACUGAACUGGUUCGUGCAGCGCGGCAACUCUACGAAGACACCUGUGACCUGCUGCGCGAGCGUAGUCACAGCCUGAUCCUGCGCGAAGAUCUGGAAACGAAACUGAGCGUAUCGCUGGCCAACAUGGAGAUGGAACUGGGCAAGUGUAGCCUGCAGCAAACCAGCGACGGCGAAACCAAAGUGUAUCUCAACGUGUUGGCUCCGAACGAGGACGUGGAUCACCAUCGCAAGAAGCAGAAACCGUUUUGGUUGCGGUUCCGCGGUCAACAUGGGCAUGGUCAGGGUAGUUCCGGAAUGGGCGGAGGACUGGGUAAGACGAAUGCCGAUCUAGUUAAUAAUUGGGGAGUUGGGGAGGUGGUCACAUGGUUGGAAGCAAUGCAGAUGGUGGAGUAUGUGGAUAGUUUCAUCAAGAACGACAUACGCGGCAAGGAGCUACUAACGUUGGCAAGGCGAGAUCUGAAGGAUCUCGGUGUUACCAAGGUGGGUCACGUGAAGCGUAUCCUGCAAGCAAUCAAGGAUCUGGGCAGUACGAGCAUCGGAUAAAGGAAUGUGGAGGGGUUGGAUGCAUUUUAGUUAAAUCUAUUUAGAGCAGUAGUUGGUAGUGUACCAAAUCACUGUUGUAUCAGUAUCUACUUAACGGAAUCAAUCAUUUGAAAACUAUUCCAAAGCAGUUGUCAGCAAACACAAAAGCGAAGAAGCAACAAUGUAUUUAAAUUGUUUUAAUAAUCAAGAAACCAAAAGACUUUGUUUACUCUUGUGUAGGGAUGUAUUUCCACGUCAUUUUAGGUAUUCAUUUUUUCCGGGAAGUCCGAGUACCGGAACUUUUAGAGCAUCGCAAUGGAUGGAAGAGGAAAUUUUCUCUAAUGCUACGUAGUAUCAUUCCAGAUUAGGAAUAGUGAAAAUAGAAAGCAAGGAACAAUGAAAUCAUAGAGCAGAGAAUAUCACGGAAUAUCAAUUCUUCUUUGGUAUCUCUUGUACCGAAGAAAAUAAAAAGCAAGAAAAAAAUAAUCAUCUUGAGAAGCCUAAUGUUAACUGUGUGUUUUAGUUAAAACUUUUCCAAUGUUCAAUUGCAAAACAAAAUCAUGCAGCGUGAGUGUAUGAAGAGAGUGUAGAUUUUCCUUUCCAUCAAUAUAUUCCUGUUUGUCGGCAACAAGUGUGGAAUGUUACAAGUAAGUGAAAAACAAAAACUCAAAACCAAAACAUUGUCACAAAUUCUAAAUCCAGUUUAAAACAAAAAAAACGGGAAACCCUUAUCACAGUAUGUAUGACUUUUACCACUUGUGUUCCUCUGAAAUACUUUAGUGCUGUUAAGUGUCUAUUUGGUGUUUGUUCUUACGAAAAUAAAAAAAAGGUUCCUUGUUGGGAUGUGUGAGUGUCUGGGUAUCGGAGGAGUUACUUAAGAAAUUAGGCCAGUAGUAGUUAAAAAUCAAUUUAGAUUCAUAUGAUCCUUAUGUGUGCGCAUAUACUCAUCAUCUUUCAUGAAUGUGUGUAUCCCUCUUAUACGAAAAUUUAUCAUACAUAUAUUUAGUACAUUAUUGAGAAGAAUAUUAUUGUGAAGCAUUUAGAUCCCAAACAAUUAUUCAUCCCGGUGUGAUAGUGGUUGAUAUGAUCUCAUUAGGUUUGCAUAAAAAUGGGGCGUUCCCUCCCAAGCAACAGUUUGAAGUCUGAUUGGUUUUGACGAGUUUUUGUAAACCUUCAUAAAUUCUAAAAGAAUUUAUUUUCGCUUCAAGAAGGUUAAGUACCUCCUUGAAUCGGUUAGACUUGAAAAUGUUACUUGGGGUUUAAAUAUACUAAAUCCGAUGAAAACUCUGUUUCUAAUUUGAUACUUUAGUAUGCUUAGUGAACUCGAGGCAUUGCAUUCCUUAAGAACUUUCCAUUUAUGAAAAAAAAAACACAAACAGAACUCAAGUAAAGAAUUACAAGCUUUAAUUUCCAUUUCCAGUAUGUACAGAAGACCUUUUUGCAGAAAAAUGGCAUAACCGUUGAGAAAUUGCGGUGACAAUGAGUGGAUGGAGGCGUCCCAUAAGAAGCCCCGACUGAAGUUAGCAUCCGAGGCUGCUACUGGUGGUGUAAUGCAGGGAUUCCGAUUUAUUUCCUUGGAUCCAUGAUAUACACUGAUAUAUGUUGCCCUUUACUGGCAUUUACCAGAAUUGCUGGUAUGUCAUAAACAUACAGAAACAUUUGUAGUUAGAAGGCACAGAAUGUUGCUAGUUGACAAAUUGAGAGAUGAACUUGUGAAAAAAUCGGGUUCUGGUGAGGUUUGAAACCACGACUCCGUAUUCGAUAGACCGGAGCAUUAACCAACUAAGCCACAGAACAGGUAACAAACGCGGGAAUGUUGUGGAUUGGCAUCUAAGCCGAAAGAGAGAUUGUUCGUAAAAAAGGAAUGUUCAUGAUGUGGGCUCAGGUUCAGUUUGGCUUUCUAUUCCGCAGGAUCAUUAGCUGUUAUGUGUCUUAGUUGGUUAAAGCGCCGGUCUAGUGAAUACAGAGUCGUGGCUUCGAACCUCACCAGAAACCGAUUUUUUUUUUCACAAGUUCAUCUCUCAAUUUGCCAAUUAGGAACAUUAUGUGCCUUCUUACUACAUUGCUUUCUGUACCCAUAAUAUACUCGUUUCAAAUUGUGCAUGGCAGUGAAUGUGGAAAAUGCGAUAAUUGGAUAACGUUUUUUCUCAUGUAUGCUUCCAGAUAUUUUGAUCUUCUUCUCAAUAUGCACAGAAUAUCUAUUUCAGUUCAUCCCCCGAUUUUUACCCGAAAGAUUUGCAUAAAUAUCUUUCGGAGUUUUUACAGAGUUUUGCCAGAGAUUUCGCCGGAAUUGUUUCAACAGUUCCUGGUUAGAAGAUGCACGGAGUUUCUUUCAAAAUUUGUCGAAGAGGUUCCUUGUAGUGUUCUUUACAGGAUCAAUUCCUGUUCGGACGAUUUGUCCUCAGCGUGUACAUACAAAUAAUGAUAGCAGCAUUAUUCUCUGAGCAGCUCCAAUGCUGAAAUCCACUUUAUUUUAGAUUAAAGAUGUUAACAAAUAAUAAUGAAGUAUUUACUGUUUGGUUGUAAAUUCACGCUCUCCAAAAGAAACGAAACGUCCUCUCUAUCACUUCACUCUUAGCAACUGAUUCCCUUUAUCGAUCACGAUCACAAGAAUAUCUUACCAGUUCCUUCUAGGCUAUCUCUUAAAAAUUUGCAAAAUACCCAUUUCGGAGUAUAUCCCGGGAUAUGCCACGAAUUCCUUCUGUAGUUUCUCUCGGAAUUUUCCUUUAUUGAUUUCCAGGGUGUUCCAGCCAGAAUUUCUCCCAGAGUUCAUUUGAUAAAUUGUCCUAGAUUUGAUCUUAGAUUCCCUAAUAAGGAGUUCUGAAAAUAAUUCCAGGCGAUUUCCUCAGAAAAGCUCUUUAAAUACAUCCAUUGAAGAACUAUGGCUGAAAUCUUGUGAGGAUCUGUUUGAGAGACCCCAGAAAGAUCGCCCUGAGACAACGUACAAUGAACUCUGAGAGACAUUUCAGAAAUAAUACAAUGAGAAAUUUCGAGAGGAUGUUCACAAGAGAUUCUGGUUGGAACUCUGAAGAAAUAAACAAAACUCUGGAGAAGCUCUUAGCAAAGUAAACCACGGAAAAACUUUUUAAAGAGAGAUGCCAUAAAUCCUAAAAAUAAUGCCAAGAAUUAUUUCGAAACAAAUUCCAGGAAACAGCCGAGAAGGAACUCUGGGUGAAAUUUCAUGAAAAAUACCCCAGAAGAAACUCUGAGAAGCAUUCUUGAAAAACAUUCACAAGAGACCUGUGAGUAUCUUCGUUAUUGAUCCCGAAAUAAACUCUGGAAAAAAAAAUCCGCGAAAACGUUUGGAGAAAACCAUUAAAAAUCCUGGGAGGAACUUUUGAAAUAUUUGAAAUAUUGAGAAAAGCUCUAAAAAAGUCGUACAAGUAUCUUCUAGAAUAUUGAAAAGAACUCCAAAAGAAGUGUCCCGCGAUCUUAAGGAAGAAAUACCGGGAAAAACUCUUGGAGAAAUUCCAUGAAAAACUCUGGAAUAAAUCGAAAAAUAACUUUUGGGGAAAUCCUAGGAGGAAAAAUAUUAGGUAUCCCGUUUUUGUCAGUUUUACAAAAGCCAUAAGAGGAAAUUUAAAGAGAAACCCCAGAAGAAAUGUGGAAUAAAUAACGGAGAAAUCCCAAGUAACACACAUGGUUACAAAACAGUCACGGAAGCGCAUGUAAGCCCAAGAAACAGAAGUAACUGAACAAUAGUUUCUUAAGCUGAAGUUUGCUUAUGAGUAGUUUAUUCCACUCCUAUUCAACAAUUUGUUUUCUUGAGAGGAUUGCACAGAAGUCACUGUGAUUUACUGCGUAACCCUAACAUAUGCUGCUGUGACUGUUUUGUAAUCAUGUGUGUUGCUUGGGAUCUCUAGAUGAUAUCUAGGACAAAACUGUAACAAAUCUUAAAGAACAUUCAAAUGAAUUCUCUAGAGAAACUUCAGCAGGAAUCCUAGAACAAACCCCGAUAACAAUUUUUGAAGAUCUCUGGAAAAAUAAUCUUGGGAUUUCAUGUGUGGAUCUCAUAUUUUUCUUGUCAGGAAAUUUUGGAAGGACCUUUGAAUUAAAUCCCGGGAAAAACUCCAGAACUCUAGACAAAAACCUCGAAAAAUUCGAACUGCCGGAGAAAUCCAAGAAGGGGCACCUACGAACGCUUUAAACAUUGUUUUGUAAGAAUCUUCUGGAGAAAUCCCAGGACGAUUUCUUGCAAGAAUGUUCAGAGAAGUAUCCUGAGAACUUAUGGAGAAAUACUGGGACUCCCGGCGAAAUUCCAAAAAAAAAACCUGGAUUAAAUAGAAAAAAAAACUCUGGUAGAACCCCUUGAAGGAAAUACUAUAGAGAUCCCGUUGCUGUUGGCUGGGAAAAUCCAGGAAACAAUCUGUUAGAAAUAUCUGGGAAACAUCAAAAAUAUAUCACUAGAAGAUCUUCAUAAAAAUGUAAAAACCUUUGAAAACCUAUAACUCCCGGGAGGAGCUUCCGAAGACAUCUCAGCAGAAACUACGAUAACAAUUCUGAAAAAAUCUCAGGCAU
This is a messenger RNA of Aedes albopictus (Asian tiger mosquito), 11622 nucleotides long. RefSeq names its product diacylglycerol kinase eta. Bases 1561 to 7125 code for a protein of 1854 amino acids. The record is from RefSeq and is a predicted model, not a curated record. Gene Ontology annotation, molecular function: protein binding; ATP-dependent diacylglycerol kinase activity. The transcript is spliced from 15 exons. Lineage: Eukaryota; Metazoa; Arthropoda; Insecta; Diptera; Culicidae. Gene Ontology annotation, biological process: diacylglycerol metabolic process; lipid phosphorylation; intracellular signal transduction.